This is a messenger RNA of Vidua chalybeata, 5252 nucleotides long. RefSeq names its product inverted formin-2-like. Gene Ontology annotation, molecular function: small GTPase binding; actin binding. The transcript is spliced from 23 exons. The coding region runs from base 40 to 3996 and encodes 1318 amino acids. Gene Ontology annotation, biological process: actin cytoskeleton organization. The record is from RefSeq and is a predicted model, not a curated record. Lineage: Eukaryota; Metazoa; Chordata; Aves; Passeriformes; Viduidae.
GUGGUGGGCUUGGCAAUGAUGGGUUAACGCUUGGACUCGAUGCUCUUAAAGAACAAGCCGUUCACAAUGUCAGUCAAAAAGGAAGGUGCCCACAAGAAGUGGGCUGCCCUGAAGGAGAAACUGGGACCCCAGGAGACCGACCAGUCAGAGGCCAACCUGGAAAACGCAGAGCCAGAGCUGUGCAUCCGUCUCCUGCAAAUGCCCUCAGUGGUGAACUACUCCGGGCUGAAGAAGAGGCUGGAGAACAGCGACCAUGCCUGGAUGGUCCAGUUCCUGGAGCUGUCCGGGCUGGAUCUCCUCCUGGAGGCCCUGGACAGGCUGUCAGGGCGAGGAGUGGCCAGGAUAUCCGAUGCCUUGCUCCAGCUCACCUGCAUUAGCUGUGUGCGAGCGGUCAUGAACUCCCACAAAGGCAUAGAAUACAUUGUGAGCAACGAGGGCUACGUCAGAAAACUCUUCCAAGCACUUGACACAACUAAUGUCAUGGUCAAAAAGCAAAUAUUUGAGCUCCUGGCUGCACUGUGCAUUUACUCAUCAGAUGGCCACUCUUUGGCUCUGGAUGCUUUGGACCAUUACAAGAGUGUGAAGAACCAGCAGUAUCGAUUCAGCAUCAUAAUGAACGAGCUGUCCAACACAGACAAUGUGCCAUACAUGGUGACACUGCUGAGUGCUAUCAAUGCCAUCAUCCUGGGGAAAGAAGAGCUGAGAACAAGGACACAAAUCAGGAACGAGUUCAUAGGGCUUCAGCUGUUGGAUGUUUUAGACAAGCUAAGAGACAUCGAGGAGGAGGAUCUGCUUAUCCAGUGUGACACAUUUGAGGAGUUCAAAAUAGAGGAUGAUGAGGAAUUAUUAAGGAUGUGUGAUGGCAUAAACAUGAAUGAUCAUCAUGAGGUCUUUUCAUCUCUCUUCAACAAAGUGAGCCGCUCUCCAGUCUCUGUCCAGCUGCUGUCCAUCCUGCAGAGCCUGCUGCACUUGGAACCCUCUCAUCAUUCCAACCUCCUGCUCUGGGAGUCCUUGGAUGCCGUAGUGAACAGAGCCCUUUUACUUGCCAAUGACAUCCAAGGGAACACAGUUGAAGAAGUCAUUGAGAGGCUGCUGUCUAUCAAAAAACAUCCAAACAAGCAAAAGCGAGCUGAAAACCGCCUGUCUGGGAGCGCAGCUGGAGGUGUCCAGGCUGAACCAGAGCCAUGUGCACGUGCAGCUCGGUGUCCAGCGGGAUCAUCAAACCCCACCAGGCCACCAGCAACAUCCUCAGGGCCACUGGACAACGAAAAGAAGAUCUCAUCCUGCCAGUUCAUGGCCUGCUGUGCCCUGCCGGAGAAAUCUAACCCUCCCUCCAACACCGCUCCCAACCCAGCACCUCCAGCCCCACCACCUCCACCCUCUGGCACAGCAGCCAUGACCCCCACAUCCCCCAUGACAAAUGCACCUCCACUCCCUGGCAUCCCUCCCCCUCCACCCCCAUUGCCUGGCAUGGGGGGUGUUCCCCCUCCCCCUCCUCCUCCUCCUCCUCCACCAUUGCCUGGCAUGGGGGGCAUUCCUCCACCUCCACCCCCACUGCCUGGCAUGGGUGGUAUCCCUCCUCCUCCACCGUCACUGCCUGGCAUGGGUGGUAUCCCUCCUCCUCCACCUCCAUUGCCUGGCAUGGGUGGUAUCCCUCCUCCACCCCCACUGCCUGGCAUGGGUGGCAUCCCUCCUCCUCCACCUCCAUUGCCUGGCAUGAUUGGUAUCCCACCCCCUCCACCUCCGUUACCUGGCAUGGGUGGCAUCCCUCCCCCUCCACCCCUUCUUCCUGGCAUGACAGGAGAUCACAUAGAAGCUGUGGUGGCUUCCCAGUACAGCUGCCCCCUGGGCUUGGGCAGGCCUCCCCACAAGACAAUGAAGACACCAACGCUGAGAAUGAAGAAGCUGAACUGGCAGAAGCUGCCCUCCAACGUGGUGAGAGAGAGCCACUCAAUGUGGGCUUCUGUGAGCAGCAGCAGCGAGGAAACGAUAGAGCCCAACUACAGCAGCAUUGAGCAGCUGUUCUGCUUCCCACAGCCAACCCCCAAGGAGAAGACAGCAGCACCAGUGAAGGCAGAGCCGAAGGAGAUCACAUUUUUGGACUCCAAGAAAAGUCUCAAUUUGAACAUAUUUUUGAAGCAGUUUAAAUGCUCCAAUGAAGAGGUGACUGCCAUGAUCCAGAAUGGGGACCGGACCAAGUUUGAUGUUGAGGUUCUGAAGCAGUUGCUGAAGCUGCUGCCUGAAAAGCACGAGAUAGAAAACCUGAAGGCCUUCAAAGAAGAGAAAUCAAAGCUAGCAAAUGCAGAUCAGUUCUAUCUUCUCCUUCUUCAGAUUCCCAGCUACCAGCUGCGCAUUGAGUGUAUGCUGAUCUGUGAAGAGACCACCGUUGUGCUCGACAUGAUCCAGCCCAAAGCUGAAGCCAUCCGGAGAGCCUGUGAAGACCUUCUGACUAGUCAUCGCCUGCCGGUCUUUUGUCAACUGAUUCUCAAAGUUGGAAACUUCCUGAACUAUGGAAGUCACACAGGCGAUGCCGAUGGGUUUAAAAUCAGCACUUUACUCAAACUAACAGAAACCAAAGCCAACCAAACCCGCAUUACACUGCUCCACCAUAUUCUAGAGGAAGUAGAAAACAGCCACAAGGACCUACUGGAACUGCCAAAGGAUCUUGAAUAUGUUUCAAAAGCAGCAGGAAUUAAUCUUGAUAUUAUCCGCACGGAGUCCGGUACCAAUUUAAAGAAGUUGCUGGAGCUUCAGCGGAAAGUCUUAUCAUCAAAUGAGGAUGUGAAACAACAGUAUGAGAAACCCAUCCAGGACAGCAUUGAUGCCUCCAGAAAGCUGGAAGAAGAAUUUGAAACCAUUGAAAAGAAGAGAGAAGAACUUGCAAAUUAUCUCUGUGAAGACCCAAGCAAGUUGUCCUUAGAGGACAUAUUUAGCAUCAUGAAGACCUUCAGAGAUCUCUUCAUCCGAGCCCUGAAGGAAAACAAGGACAGAAAGGAGCAAGCUGCCAAAGCAGAGAAGAGGAAAAAACAGCUAGAAGAGGAGGAGGGGAAGAGACAGAAGGGAGAAAAUGGAAAAGUCAUCAAGAAGGGGUUGAUGAAGCAGGAGGAGGUGUGUGUCAUCGACGCCCUGCUCGCCGACAUAAGGAAAGGGUUCACGCUGAGGAAGACGAAGAACAGACACGAGUCAGAGGCAGUUCCUAAACCCUUGUCUGCAGAGAGCCCCGAGGAAAGCCAGUCUGGACAGAGCAUGAAGGAUCCACAAGCAGCAGGGAAGCAGAUUGAUGACAAGACCAAGCAAAGCAAGGAUGAUCAUCCCUCAGAAAGCACUCCUCCCUCAACCACAAUGGAGACAGGUGGAGGUGUUACAAAUGCUUCAGCUUCAGGCCAGGUAUUACCUACAAACAGUGCUGGAGGAAGCCUGCCACUGGAGUCCCAGAGCAAAAGCCCCUCAGUGAGCAUGGUGGAAGCUGAUGGAGCCAGUCAGGCCAUGCUGGGCCCCAGGAUGGAGCAGGCAAACAACGUGGAAAACCUCCAGCCCAGCACAAAGAGCGGCUCCAUUGCGUUCUCUGUGGCUGACAUAGGCACAAGGAUAAGCUUUGUGAGCAGCAGUUCAGCCUCUGCUCUGAGAGACCAGCUCAGCUGGACUAACGGGUCCAUGUCAGGAGGCCAGGACAAGGAAUGCCCAGCUGAUGGCUCAGAGGGUGCUCCCUGCAACGAGGCUCAGCAGGCAGAGUCAAAAGAAAUGACCAAGGAAAACGAAGACCCUGGUACAGACUCGCUGUUGGACACGUCUCAAGACAAGUCCUUCUCAGAGGAGCCGGCCACCGACUCCUCUUGCUCAGCAACACUUCCCCCAGAGCAAACUCACAGCGACAGGGAAAAGCAGAGGCCAUCAGGGAAACGGAAGAAGAAGAAGAGGCACAGCAAAAGUUACUCAGCAGAGGUUGAGACUGAUACUGGACAUAAUAAAACAAAAAAAGAUUGUGUGGCACAAUGAGGUGUCAUGGCAAGGCAGAAGGUAUGAGAGAACCUCUCAUGUGUCCCUGGAGUGCUGCCAGCUUCUGAGACUCCAGGUUCUGCAUCAAUGAAAUGCCACCAUGAACAACUUCUGCCCCAUGAAGACCCACAGCCUCUCCUCAUGCAGCCUUUCACUCCCCUCCCCAGGACCUGACAAGCCUCCCCGGAGACUUUGGACCCCUCAGCCUGUGCCUUGCACGGGGCACCUGUGGAGGCAGGGGAUGGAUCAGUGCAUAGUGGCAGUGAAAGGCUCAGACCUGUCAUCCGCUGUCCUGGAAGCCAAGGCUUUCAACCUGCUCUUAGGCCAAACUCCUCUUGAAAUGACAGCUGAGUGUGGCCCAAGAACAGACUGCACUGUUUAGCCCUUGAAGAAGUGUUAAAAACAGCAGUGCCUCAACUAAAUUAAGGGUAUAAAUUAAGCAGUGGCUGUACCAUCACAGGUGGAGGUGUGUUAAGUCCCUCUGCUCAUUGCCCACUGAUGACUUACAUUGGACCAGGUCCAAGAUCCAGAUUAGACAAAUAUAUUUUUACUCUCAAAUACUUAAAGCAAGGGAAAUUGGUUACAGGGGGGAAAAACAAGUAAAAGGAAAAGUAUUUAUUUUAAUAAGCAUAUGGCCAUGUAAACAGUGUCUGGUUCCUACAUGAUGCUUAUGUGCAAUUAAGUUAAAGCGCAUCAGUAGUCUUAAGUAGUCUUGUCACACCCGCUGAUGCAUCCAUCAACUUUUGGAGAACCAGGGCCCUGGCUUCUCUUACUGAAGCAAAAGGAAGAGGUUUUCCAGAGUGUUCUAUUGGACAUGUUUUCAGCUUAUCCUGUAGUAAAUCUCUGGGUUUGACUUCCAUUGUCAGCUGCUUGUACUCAAGACUCUGUGUCCAAGCUGCAGAACGUGUGGAAUCAUGUUACUUUGGCUUUAAAACUGGGACUGUGCAGUACUGUGUUUUCAAAAUUCAGAGCUUUAUUUCUCAAGUUUUGUAAUAACACUGUAUAAUAAUUUUGUACAUAGCUGUCCAUUUAAAAUGAUCUAUGUUUGUUGAAUCUAUGGUGUGAUAUGUGCUGAAACAUAAAUCCAGUGGAAGAGCUGGGUACAUUUCAGAACUUUGUUUAUAUGGUAACUCACUGUGGCUAAACUAAUGUGCAGGUUAAAGCUUCUUUUGCUCUGCUUAAUAGGACUUGUAACGUCCUUGUAAUACUGAAAACUUAGAAGUGAAACCAAGAAUUAAAUCACUGGUUUGCUUUAA